This is a messenger RNA of Paraglomus occultum, 412 nucleotides long. The record is from the annotation of a GenBank genome assembly. Lineage: Eukaryota; Fungi; Glomeromycota; Glomeromycetes; Paraglomerales; Paraglomeraceae.
GUCAUGUGACCGGUUAGAAGAGUUAGUGAUAUCCAGUUCGUUUGGUAUGUCCCGGUUGUACUACAGACCCAGUACGAACGUACUUGCGGACGUGUUUUCAAAGUCACUUAAGAGAUUAGAUCUAACUAAAUGGGAUAUUACUUAUGAAGUGAUGGACGAAGUUUUGAAGCAGUUUCCAAGUGGACUGCAGUAUUUAGCGUGUCAUAGCUAUGAUUUUUCACGUAGUCCAGAGAAAGUAAAGAAGAAAUAUGCCGACAUGUUGCAGAAAAAAGACUUUAUUGUCGAAAGUCUUAGAGUAGAUUCACAAAAAGAAGGAUCCAGAUGGACUCGUCCUAUUUACAAGAUCGUCAUUGAAUUCGGGAACAAUGCCUGUGACAAACAGAAAUUAACAGAUAAAUUGAUAACUAAUUGA